Messenger RNA from Capronia coronata CBS 617.96, 540 nucleotides. RefSeq lists its product as uncharacterized. The transcript has a single exon. Bases 1 to 540 code for a protein of 179 amino acids. Lineage: Eukaryota; Fungi; Ascomycota; Eurotiomycetes; Chaetothyriales; Herpotrichiellaceae. The record is from RefSeq and is a predicted model, not a curated record.
AUGUCAGCCAAUGUUGGGCUUUCUACGCCCCGCGGCUCGGGGACGUCUGGUUACGUCCAAAGAAAUCUCUCACUCCUAAAGCCUCGUGACGCCGGCGUCGGUGUGCCUUAUAGCCUGGACCCUUCCGCACGACCACCUAAGUCACGAAAGCCAGAUCAGGAUAUCCUCAACCAUGACCGGUUAAGGGAGAUCGAAGUCAAAGUACUAGAACUUCGGGAAAAGCUUGAAGACGAAGAGGUUGAUGAGGAAAAGAUUGAAGACGAGUGUGACAAGUUGCGCGAGACUUUGACUUCAGAGAUGGGCCGCAAGAGGGAUCAAGGGGGGAGGGCGCGGAGAGUUGACGGAAAGGGAUUGAAGAGUUAUCAAGUGCACGAGUUGGCAGAAGCAAAAGAGCGAGAAAGCGAACGGCUUCGGAAGGCUUUAGGAUUGAAGCCUGAUGAGGCUCGGGAAGGUGGUGAACAUCCCAUGGCAAGGCAGGAGAAACGAAGACGAGAACGCGAAGAGCUACAGGACAAAGACGAAGAUGUGGAAAGGAGCUAG